Branchiostoma belcheri (Belcher's lancelet) is the source of this 1040-nucleotide messenger RNA. RefSeq names its product signal peptidase complex catalytic subunit SEC11A. Gene Ontology annotation, cellular component: signal peptidase complex; membrane. NCBI's taxonomy places the organism in Eukaryota, Metazoa, Chordata, Leptocardii, Amphioxiformes, Branchiostomatidae. The coding region runs from base 78 to 617 and encodes 179 amino acids. The record is from RefSeq and is a predicted model, not a curated record. The transcript is spliced from 6 exons. Gene Ontology annotation, molecular function: serine-type endopeptidase activity.
UCGUGUACUUCCGGUUCCACCAGGGAGGCGAUUUUCCUUUUUCUUGGAAGAAGCGAGCUCCCUCAAACCACCCCAAGAUGAUGGAUUUCGGCUUCUUGGACGAUGUGCGCCGGAUGAACAAACGGCAGCUGUACUACCAGGUGCUGAACUUUGCCAUGAUCGUGUCGUCUGCACUCAUGAUCUGGAAAGGUCUGAUGGUGGUGACAGGAAGCGAGAGUCCGAUUGUGGUCGUUCUCAGUGGCAGUAUGGAACCAGCCUUCCACAGAGGAGACCUGCUGUUCCUCACUAACUACCAGGAAGAUCCCAUUCGCGUGGGGGAGAUCGUAGUCUUCAAAGUGGAGGGACGGGACAUUCCAAUUGUACACAGGGUCAUCAAGCUGCAUGAAAAGGAAGAUGGCACGGUGAAGUUCCUGACAAAAGGAGAUAACAACUCUGUGGAUGACCGGGGCCUGUACGCUCCAGGACAGCUCUGGCUCCACAGGAAAGAUGUAGUGGGGAGAGCUAGGGGGUUUGUGCCUUAUGUUGGGAUAGUGACCAUCUUAAUGAAUGAUUAUCCAAAAUUCAAGUAUGCCAUCCUAGCCUGUUUAGGUGCAUUUGUACUCAUACACCGAGAAUAACACAUGGAGUAGAGUCGGCUGGAAGCAUUCCCUAACAAGUGUUAACAAGUGCAGUAAGAGGAUACCAAACUUUGUACAGCCAUUACAUCAGGUGUCAUGAAAACAGCAUGGUUCAGACAUGAACUGUCAUGAAAAGUGGCCAAUAUUUUCAUAAUUGGCAUGGAAAAUUCUGAAUGUUGUCCAUAGCCUAGUUUACAAUACCAUACUUGUGUUUCGAUUACAAAAACGUUUUGAGACUGAAGUAUAUAUAAAGUUUAAAAAAGGUCUAUAAAGGUAUGACAUGGAAAGUUAUGAAAGUUGUAAUUUCAUGGCACAGAUAUGAAAUUCCAUGUAGGUUCCAGAUGAAAAAAGUUUUUCCACAACGUACUUGUACAGUCAGUGAUUUGAUUGUUCCUUGUAUGUAGCUUAAUAUUUUCUGAUGGU